Molecule: messenger RNA, 1120 nt
Organism: Nicotiana tabacum (common tobacco)
Lineage: Eukaryota; Viridiplantae; Streptophyta; Magnoliopsida; Solanales; Solanaceae
Product: membrane steroid-binding protein 1
Cellular component (GO): membrane; endoplasmic reticulum; endomembrane system
Source: RefSeq, a predicted model, not a curated record
AUGAACAACUCCACUGAUCUUGGUCCGGCACAGCACAAGAAAAUUAUCAUUAGACUAGAUAAACAAUCCUGAUUGAUUAGUCACAAAUAAAGAAACCUCUUUGUUUCUCUCUCCCUACAGUAGAAUCAGAUAAAUUCUUUUUCCUGUCCAAGAAAAUGGCCCUAGAGUUAUGGGAAAACUUGAAAGACUCCAUCACAGCUUACACAGGUCUCUCACCUACAACAUUUUUUACAGCGGUUGCUUUAGCACUUGCUUUUUACUAUGUUGUCUCGGAAUUGUUUGGUUCAACUGAUCAUGGUCACCAGCAGAGGUCUAGAAAUUUUGAGGAACAGGUGCAGCCUCUGCCACCUCCAGUUCAGCUUGGAGAGAUUAGUGAAAAGGAGUUGAAGGAGUAUGAUGGGUCUGAUUCAAAGAAGCCUUUGUUGAUGGCUAUUAAGGGUCAGAUCUAUGAUGUUUCUCAGAGCAGAAUGUUCUAUGGACCUGGAGGACCUUAUGCACUUUUUGCUGGAAAGGAUGCUAGUAGAGCUCUCGCCAAGAUGUCCUUCGAGGAAAAAGAUCUCACCGGUGAUAUCUCUGGCCUUGGUCCAUUUGAGCUUGAGGCCUUGCAAGAUUGGGAGUAUAAAUUCAUGAGCAAGUAUGUCAAAGUUGGGACUGUCAAGCAGACAGUGCCAGUAAGUGACGGUGCAGCUAAUGGUGAAUCAGUUGAGUCAACUGAUCGUGAAGCUAAGCCAGCAGAAGGUGUUGCAUCAGAGAGCGCAAAGCCAUCAGAAGAUGGUCCAUCCGAAAGUGUUGCUGAAACUGUGGACAAGUCUGACGAUGAUGCUGAAAAGAAGGAUUAAUAAACAUACCAUUUUUAAUCAAGUAACAAGCUGAGCCCUCUGGGAACCAGUUUUUUUGUGGAGAUCCAAAAAAAAAGGCAUUGAAAAGAUGUGUGUAUUAUCUCGUGUUAGACGAUUGUUGUUGAUUCUAGAACAUAUACUCCUUAGUCUAGUUACUUUUAAGUCUAUGAUUUGAUGUAUGAAAUAAUGAAACAAGCAUUUUACUGUAUCAAUGGAGCUCAUACUAGACGACCACUCGCUAAUGUUCACCUGUAUGUCUGCAAGUGGUAGCAAUUCCCUUU